This is a messenger RNA of Trypanosoma grayi, 879 nucleotides long. RefSeq lists its product as hypothetical. The record is from RefSeq and is a predicted model, not a curated record. NCBI's taxonomy places the organism in Eukaryota, Euglenozoa, Kinetoplastea, Trypanosomatida, Trypanosomatidae. Bases 1 to 879 code for a protein of 292 amino acids. The transcript has a single exon.
AUGGUGGUUGGAAGUGAGUUUGUCGCUGCCGCCACAGCGUUCGUUGAGAACAUUGUGGCGGUCGGCGCAUGCGGCAACUAUGGGUGUCUGAAUGCAUUCAAACCCUCACGCUUUACGCUGCCGCAGCUGCAGCAGGAGAGCGUUCCGGUGAUCCCGCCAAGUGCCGCGGUGCUUAAGGCCGCCAUCGUGGCAGAGGACUUCCCGGUAGGGGCGAUAGGCCGUCAGCUCUGCAGCUCCGCCGCCCAACUCAGCGUCCCGCUCGAGCAGUAUAUGAACACUCUCUUCACCGCCGCACAGCUGGAGUUCGGCUGCUCUUUAGAAACCCUCCUGCACUGUCUAUGGCUCGUGGAACGGAUGCAGACACGGAACAUACUCGCACAGCAGAAGGGCACCGUUGCCCUGCGCGACGCCUCUCGCGGCUUCGAAGGGAAGACGGGCAAGAGUCGAGAGAGUGACAUCACGCAAAGUUCCCUGUCAGAUGUGGAGGCAGUGGCGACACCUUUCACCGGUAGCGACGCCGUUCUUCUUUCCCCAAUGCCGUCAGAUGUCGUCUCAGUGGGGCCGCUCUCCGACGGGGACGACGAGGUGCUCUGCCGCGCAUGUGCGCGGAGUCACGUCUUUAGUCUCCAGCUGUGGAACGUGCAACUCUUCGUCGCCGCGACGCUGCUUCUUAGCAUGAAGAUUAACGAGGAGGUCUUCGCGGAGGUGGAGGAGGAGGUGCUGGCGGGCUGUGUGGGGGCGGCGGCGAGGUGCGGGACCGAUGCGCUGCGCUGCGCGGAGCGGUGUGUGUGUGAGGUGCUCUGGGACGACCUGUGCGUGACGGCGGCGGGGCAGGCGAGUGUCAUGCGCCGUCUUGGCGUGCGGUGCCUGUCGCUCUGA